CUCCUGACGCGGAGGUGCCACCUGGGGACACGGCACCUGCUGCCACCAAAAUGUGGGACAGGAGCCAGCGCCGCCGGCGGGGACCGAGAGCUGAGUUUGAAAAAAAAACGCCGUUUUUAUUGCUCGCAGGAAUCCUUAACGAGCUACAAAAAAAACACCUUUGGGCAAGCCCCAAACCCCCCCUGAUCCCGGGGCACACGGGGCUGGUUUUGAGGUGCAAUCCCUGCUUUUGGGGGUUCCGGGCCGAGGCUGUGCCGUGUGUGACAGCAGGAGCCCGGUCCCUGAUUCCGUGGAUGGUUUUUUGGGGUUAUAUCCUUUAUUUUUGGGGUUAAACCCGUGUUUUUGUGGGUUCCAGGCCGGGGCCAUGCUGUGUGCGACAGGAGGAGCCUGAUCUCUGAUUUUGGGGUUAAAUGCCGAGGCCAUGCUGUGCACGGCGCUGGUCAUGGCCGGCAGCCUGGCGCUCACCACGGCCGUGGUGGCCCACGCCUACUACCUGAAGCACCAGUUCUACCCCACCGUGGUGUACCUCACCAAAUCCAGCCCCAGCAUGGCCGUGCUGUACAUCCAGGCCUUCGUGCUGGUGUUCCUGCUGGGCAAGUUCAUGGGCAAGGUUUUCUUCGGGCAGCUGCGCGCGGCCGAGAUGGAGCACCUCCUGGAGCGCUCGUGGUACGCGGUGACCGAGACCUGCCUGGCCUUCACCGUCUUCAGGGACGACUUCAGCCCGCGCUUCGUCGCCCUCUUCACCCUCCUCCUCUUCCUCAAGUGCUUCCACUGGCUGGCCGAGGACCGUGUGGAUUUUAUGGAGAGGAGCCCCAACAUCUCGUGGCUCUUCCACUUCCGAAUCGUCUCCCUGAUGUUCCUGCUGGGAAUCCUGGACUUCCUCUUUGUCAGCCACGCCUACCACAGCAUCCUGACCCGCGGCGCCUCCGUCCAGCUGGUCUUCGGCUUCGAGUACGCCAUCCUGAUGACCAUGGUGCUGACCAUCUUCAUCAAGUACGUGCUGCACUCCAUCGACCUGCAGAACGAGAACCCCUGGGACAACAAGGCCGUGUUCAUGCUCUACACCGAGCUCUUCACCGGCCUCAUCAAGGUGCUGCUCUACAUGGCCUUCAUGACCAUCAUGAUCAAGGUGCACACCUUCCCGCUCUUCGCCAUCCGCCCCAUGUACCUGGCCAUGAGGCAGUUCAAGAAGGCCGUCACCGACGCCAUCAUGUCCCGCCGGGCCAUCCGCAACAUGAACACGCUGUAUCCCGACGCCACGGCCGAGGAGCUGCAGGCCAUGGACAACGUGUGCAUCAUCUGCCGUGAGGAGAUGGUGACGGGUGCCAAGCGCCUGCCCUGCAACCACAUCUUCCACACCAGCUGCCUGCGCUCGUGGUUCCAGCGGCAGCAGACGUGCCCCACGUGCCGCAUGGACGUGCUCCGCGCCUCGCUGCCGCCGCAGCCGCCCCCAGAGCCACCGGCACCGGCACCGGCACCGGCGGCACAGCCGCCCAACUUUCCCCAGGGAAUGCUCCCUCCCUUCCCGCCGGGAAUGUUCCCGUUCUGGCCGCCCGUGGGGCCCUUCCCGCCCGGCCCCGGUGCCCAGGCCCCGGCCGGCACUGACGGCUCGGCCGCGGCCGCCGGCGCCGCUCCCGGUGCCCGUGCUGGUCCCGGUGCCGCUCCCGGUGCCGCUCCCGGUGCCGCUCCCGGUGCUGGCGCUGCCGGGCCGGAGCCGAGCGGUGCCGGGGCCGUGCCGGGGCUGCCGCUGCCGCCGCCCUGGGUGGGGAUGCCAUGGCCGCCGCUCUUUGGCGUGCCGCCCAUGCCGGUGCCGCCGGCCGGCUUUGCCGGGCUGACCGAGGAGGAGCUGCGGGCCAUGGAGGGCCACGAGCGGCAGCACCUGGAGGCGCGGCUGCAGUGCCUGCACAACAUCCACACGCUGCUGGACGCAGCCAUGCUGCAGAUCAACCAGUACCUGGGCGUGCUGGCCUCCCUCGGGACCCCCCGAGCCGCCCCCCGGCCGCCCCCCGACCGUGAGGCCCCCCCGGAGGAGCCCCCGGCGCCGGGACCCUCGGGAGCCACCGGAGCCACCGGAGCCACCGAUCCGGCCCCCGCCGAGGAUGAGGAGGACGCGGCCGAAGGCCCCGAGCCCCGCGAGGGCCCCGACACGGCCGAGCUGCGCCGGCGGCGCCUGCAGAGGCUGGGGACCCCCCCCCACUGACCGGGACCCCCAGGACCCCCCAGACCGACCCCCGAUCCCCCCCAGGACCCCCCAGACCAACCCCAAAUCCCCCCCAGGACCCCCCAGACCAACCCCAGAUCCCCCCCAGGACCCCCCAGGACCCCCCAGACCGACCCCAAAUCCCCCCCAGGACCCCCCAGACCAACCCCAGAUCCCCCCCCAGGACCCUCCCUCACCUCCAGGACCUCCCCCCUCCCCAUUUUCCAUCGGAAUUCCCAUCUGGAAGCGAAUCCCAGUCCCCUUGGUGACCCCAGCCCCAUUUCUCCAGCCCUGAUCCCUUUCCCCUCCAUUUUUCCCCAACUUUCCCCCAUUUUUCCCCUAUUUCCCCCCAUUUUUUCCCAAUUUCCCCCCAUUUUUCCCCAAUUUCCCCCCAUUUUUCCCCAAUUUCCCCCCAUUUUUCCCCUAUUUCCCCCCAUUUUUUCCCCUAUUUCCCCCAUUUUUCCCAAUUUCUCCCUGUUUUCCCCCAACUCUCCCUCUCCCCUGAGCCAGGGUUGGCUCCCUGUUGUUCCCUGGGGUUUUGGGGUGUUCCCCCCCCCCCCCCCCAAAUCCACCCCUGGGGGGCUUUGACCUCUGACCCCGCCCGCCCCAGGGAAUUCGGGACCCCCCUGGGAUUUUGGGGUCCCCUCCCAUGGGAAUUCUGGGGCUACCCUGAGGAUUUUGGGGCCGUUCCUUGGGAUUUUGGGGCACCCCACCCCCCCAGAUUUGGGUCCUGCCCAUGGGAAUUUCGUGAUUUUCCCGGGAAUUUGGGAAUUUUGGGUCACCUCCGUGGAAUUUCGGGGUUCCCCCUGGAAUUUUGGGAAUUCUGCCCCCCAUUAACAGUAUUAACCCCUCCCCCCCACCCCCCCCAGUCCCAAACUGGUUUGGACUGGUUUGGACGGGUGCCGGGGUUGCAGUUUCUCGCUGACUUUUGCCCAAUUCCGGGCGCUUUUGGCCCAAAUCCCGCCGCGAUUCCGGGCCGGCCGCGCCCCCAGUGCCUCUGGAACCCCAAAUUCUCAGGGAAAAACCAAAAAUCCACCACCCCGCGGCCGGAAUCGACGGAAAACGGCGCCUUUUGCACCAAAACGGGGGCUGGGGCGGGGGGGGGUGGGGAGACUUUUGGGGCAAAAAGGAGCCAAAUUGGGAUUUUCGGGUCUGAGGCGGAUUUGUUUUCUUUCUUCCUUUAAUUUUUUGGGCAGUUUUGGCCCCAGCUUGAGUGGCUCGAUGAGGAAUUUGGCAAUAACGAAGCGGCGCCGCUUUGGGGAGUUGAUUUUUAACCCUUCCGUGUGGGUUUUUUUUUUACCCAUUUUGAGCCAAAACCGUCGUUCCUUUUGGGUCUGUUCGAGGUUUUUUUGGGUGGAUUCCUUAAAAAUUGCCUCGUUUUGGGGUGAAGCCACGGGGAGGGGGAGGGGAGGGAUGGUUCCGGGGGGCGCUGGACCCCAAAAUCGCCCCUUUUCCCCCCGAAGCGGUGGCGGAAUUAUUUAAUUUGUAAAUAAUGUACAAAUUUUUACCAGCUCCGGUGUAAAUACAAUAAAGGUUGCAGUAAAGCUCGGCU
Messenger RNA from Vidua chalybeata, 3752 nucleotides. It is a transcript of the gene SYVN1, whose product is annotated as synoviolin 1. Lineage: Eukaryota; Metazoa; Chordata; Aves; Passeriformes; Viduidae. Gene Ontology annotation, cellular component: cytoplasm. Bases 422 to 2200 code for a protein of 592 amino acids. The transcript has 16 exons. The record is from RefSeq and is a predicted model, not a curated record.